AUGCGUCCUUGGAGUCCUAUAGAAACUGCCUUUUUUUCAAAGCUCUAUCAAAAAUAUGGCAAUAAUUGGAAAUUAAUAUCAGAGGCGCUUAGAAGAACUCCAAAAGAAUGUCAUGAUAAGCACUUAGAACUUAAUCCUGGUUUCAGGCGACCUAGGAAUUUUCCUCCAAGACCUUGA
Molecule: messenger RNA, 177 nt
Organism: Dentiscutata heterogama
Lineage: Eukaryota; Fungi; Glomeromycota; Glomeromycetes; Diversisporales; Gigasporaceae
Source: the annotation of a GenBank genome assembly